Molecule: messenger RNA, 997 nt
Organism: Arabidopsis thaliana (thale cress)
Lineage: Eukaryota; Viridiplantae; Streptophyta; Magnoliopsida; Brassicales; Brassicaceae
Product: nitric oxide synthase-interacting protein
Exons: 1
Coding region: 97-690 (197 amino acids)
Source: RefSeq, marked reviewed
UUCAUCACAAAGGAACUCACUGCUCUUAAAUUUGCUCUAAUUGUUAUUACCUUGGUAAAUAAUAUAUUCUUGGUUCGAUUCGAAAUUUUCAAGCAAAUGGGUAUCGUUGAAAACAUUCGUUCCCUUAAAUUUGAAGUGAAAAUCGUGGAAGCUAGAAACGUAGAGCUCAAGUCAUCGCCAACCACUCUCUUCGUUAGGUUCUAUCUCCAUGCAGGGAAUAACAGUAAGAUUGAACUAAACACUCCAGAGAUCCGUUCGAGAUCAGACUGUGAGGUCAUUUCCUGGAACCAAUCAUUCGGUCUGGAGUGCCAAGGGAACGAAACCGCGGUCGAGGAAUUGAAGCAACAAAGUGUUGUUUUCGAACUACGGAGAAGGAAAACGACGCCGUUUUUGAAGAAGUGGUCGAAAUCAGAGUUGGUGGGUAGAGGAAAGAUUUUUUGGAAAUCGGUUAUAGAGACUGAUGGGAUGGAAAUAGAGAGAUUUGUAGUGAUGGAUGAGACAAAAGAUCACGUUCUGGAAGAUUGUGAUAAGCAUAAACCUCUUUUGUUGAAGAUAGCUUUAAAAGUGCAAGCUUCAAAAAUCGUGAACACUAAGAGAGUGGAAGAUCUUUGUGAGUGUAAAGAUUGUAGAACAUGUAACUGCGUAGAUUAUGAAGCUUUUGUUGUAGCUUGUGCGUUAGCUGGGAUUUAGUUUGUAAGAAUAAAAUUUAAAGAAGAGAUGAUUCAAAGAAACCAGAAUAAGUUGUUGCAGUAAAAUGUAAAAACUAAGGACCAAAGUUCAAAGAAAAUGAAAAACAAAUAACAACUGUCUUAUAAAAGACUAUGAAACGAUGAUGUUGUUUCAAGCAUGGUCAUGUCCAAGAAGGGCGAGAAGCAUAUCCUUGUAGUCACCAGAAGUGUCAUUAGCAAUGGCUCGAUCAAGAGGAACACUGUUCCUGCGUAAGUAUUCUUCUUUGAUCCGCUCCAGGUCGACCUCUGCUCUUGUAGUGACCACUCUA